Messenger RNA from Aspergillus eucalypticola CBS 122712, 330 nucleotides. RefSeq lists its product as uncharacterized. The transcript has a single exon. The record is from RefSeq and is a predicted model, not a curated record. Lineage: Eukaryota; Fungi; Ascomycota; Eurotiomycetes; Eurotiales; Aspergillaceae. The coding region runs from base 1 to 330 and encodes 109 amino acids.
AUGUGGUCCGUGAUCUUCACCUGGACCAUCCUCCUCAGCACCGUCGCAUCGCAAAUCUUCACCGCGCCUCCCUGGUCCAUGUCUACCGUCGCCGUCGACAAUCUCACUGGCAUUGCGCCAUUCAUCGGCUCCGUUCUCGGCACUGUGAUGGGCGGCUGGGCCCGCGAUCUUAGCAGCAAGCUCAUGGCCUCCCGCAAUAAAGGCGUCUGCGAGCCUGAGUAUAGACUGCUUGUCAUACUCCCGGCGACGAUGGCCAUGGCUGCAGGAACCUUGAUAGGUUUAUUUAGUAUAGAAGUGUUUCGCGAUGUGGGCCGGAUAGUGUUAAGUUAA